AGGUCCCCGAGCUUGUACUGGGCACGUUCACUGAUUGUUUCCGUGUUUUGUCUUGCAUGUCACGCUGCAGCCACAAUGUUGCCUGCCCAUUUGCUCUUCCAUUCGCCUGCCAGCUUGCCCCGCUUGCCAUGUUGCUGACAUCAACGUGGAUGACAUGAGUCUCAGAUCCAAAUGACCCGGUGUUUAUUCCUAUUUACAUUAUGUUUCCAGUGGGUGCUUUCAUUGAUUGUUCUUCAACUUGUGUCUAUUUAUUUCACGGGACUAAUCGGAGUCGGGCACGUGCGACUUGGAGCUGUUCACACUGCCGCAGCGCUUGCGCUCGGUGUCACUGUUACCCCUCGUUAUCGCGUGGUUAUUACUCUCCCUUCCAUGUGUUGCUGUUUUCUCUCCUGUUCCUCCCCGCUCAGGCUGCAUUUCCUCUUUUGUCUACCCUCCACCUCCCCCCACUCCGCCUUUGAUUACGUUGUAUCUUAACUGUACUCUCUUUGUAACCGGCCCGCCCUCAGCCGUUGUUUUCCUGUUCCGCAAUCAACAUUCUGUGCUGGCCCGAUGCUAGGCCGAGUCCGCUGUCAUGAUGCCUAUUCUCUUUCUCCCUCUCUAUGUCACGUGAUUAGAGGAUACAAACAGUUAUGACCUUAGCUGUAUUGUAGCGGAGUUGUCCGAGUUUAUUGUUAUAUUGUUAUAUCUACUCAUAGAGUUUCCGGAAUUAAUGUUAAUAUUGUUAUUAUUA
Cantharellus anzutake is the source of this 730-nucleotide messenger RNA. RefSeq lists its product as uncharacterized. The record is from RefSeq and is a predicted model, not a curated record. NCBI's taxonomy places the organism in Eukaryota, Fungi, Basidiomycota, Agaricomycetes, Cantharellales, Hydnaceae. The transcript is spliced from 4 exons. Bases 172 to 474 code for a protein of 100 amino acids.